AUGACGAACGUCUUUGGUGUCCAAAUCUUCUUCAUCAUCUUUCGAGAAUGUCUCGAGGCCGUCAUCAUUGUGUCGGUGCUUCUAUCCUUCUUGAAGCAGUGCUUGGGUCAACCUCACCAGGAUCCGGUUAUAUAUAAGCGACUGAAACGACAAGUAUGGGCGGGUUCGCUGGGCGGCAUCUUGAUAGCGCUCAUCAUCGGAGGCGCCUUCAUUGGCGUCUUCUAUGGCCUGGGACAUAACCUUUGGGCUGAAUCCGAAGAUCUCUGGGAGGGCAUCUUCUACCUCAUUGCCAGCCUCAUCAUCACCGUCAUGGGACUCGCUAUUCUGCGAAUCAACAAGACCAAAGAGAAAUGGAGGGUCAAGAUUGCUCAAGCCCUAGUCGCCAAGAAACACCACAAGGACGCUGCUUCAAGACUUGGUGAAUGGUCUCGACGAUACGCCAUGUUCAUCCUGCCCUUCAUCACCACUCUUCGUGAGGGUCUUGAGGCAGUGGUCUUUGUUGGCGGUGUAUCCCUCGGUCUCCCUGCCACUGCUUUUCCCAUUCCAGUCAUCACCGGUAUACUGGCAGGAUUACUUGUUGGAUUCCUCAUCUAUCGUGGCGGCAACUACAUGACCAUUCAAUAUUUCCUGAUCGCCUCUACCUGCGUCUUGUAUCUGAUUGCGGCAGGCAUGUUCUCAAAGUCUAUUUGGAGCUUGCAAUUCUACAAAUUCGCUCAACAGGUUGGCGGUGAUGUCGCCGAGUCUGGCAAUGGCCCUGGCUCGUACAAUAUCAAACAGACGGUGUGGCAUGUCAACUGCUGCAGUCCAGAGAUCGAUCACGGCUGGGACAUCUUCAAUGCCAUCCUGGGCUGGCAAAACACCGCCACCUAUGGAUCGGUCAUCUCAUACAACAUCUACUGGCUGUUCAUCAUUGUCUGCAUCUGCUUCAUGCUCUACGAGGAGCGUACUGGAUAUCUGCCGGGCCAGAAGGCCUUCCUGAACUUCUUGUCAAAGGUUCCAGGCUUCAGAAGCUAUGCAGGCCGUAAGCUCACUGCGUCCAAGCAGGAUGCCGCGGCUAUCAUCAAGCAGGUCCAAGCAGAUAAUUUCACCCAUGGGGUCCAGGGUCCUCUUGCUUCGACUUAG
This is a messenger RNA of Exophiala spinifera, 1122 nucleotides long. RefSeq lists its product as uncharacterized. Lineage: Eukaryota; Fungi; Ascomycota; Eurotiomycetes; Chaetothyriales; Herpotrichiellaceae. Gene Ontology annotation, molecular function: ferrous iron transmembrane transporter activity. The record is from RefSeq and is a predicted model, not a curated record. The transcript has a single exon. Gene Ontology annotation, cellular component: high-affinity iron permease complex; plasma membrane. Bases 1 to 1122 code for a protein of 373 amino acids. Gene Ontology annotation, biological process: iron ion transmembrane transport.